UUUCGCAAAAGUAUUGUUUUCGUUCGGUUAAUUUGCCAGAUGUUAAUUAAUAUGUCUUCCAAAAUUACUCCUUUGAAGAUACUAUCAUUGAAAACGCUUUAUACAUCCAAAGAAAUUACCAUAAUGGAGAACUACGGCUAUAAAUAUAGAAAAUAUAUCGAUUUUAAGGGAGGAUUUCUUUUAUUAAUGCUGGAUAGAACUGGGCGCGAAGUAACUGUAAGAAUUAGGAAUAAAGUUAGUGACGGAGAAAGAUUAUUUUGGCCACUUCUGUCUCAUCCAAAUAUUUUGAUAUUGAUACAAGCGCUAAAUAUCUCAAAGGAGAUGUACGCCUUCAUCAUGCCAGCGUGCCUGUGUACAUUAGAAGAGAGGUUAAAGAUGUCUAGUAUAUGUAAAAAGUCAUGGGGAUAUUUAUUAUGUAAAAAAUGGAUCAGAGAAAUCUUGGACGCAUUAUCUUAUUUACAUGAUAACAAGUUAUAUCUUGUCAAUUUGCAAAUAGAAACCAUCAUGUUGUCUAGUUAUCUGAAUGCCAUGAUAUCAGAUUUUACUUCAUUGACAGAUAUGGAGUACAUCGUUGAUCCUCUUCAGUUGAAAUUAUCAAAUUAUGAAUUUCGAGACAUUAUUACCAAAACUGGUACAUAUUCAACUGCCAAACUAGAUCUAUGGGAAUUUGGGAUAUUUGCAUUGCAAGUGAUAACUCGAGGAGGAAUUAAAGAACUAAUAAAGCGGUACAAUUAUGAAAAUGUUAUUUGUGAUCAAGAAAGACUGCGUACAAUACUACCCAAUAUACUAGCCGAUCCAAUCGACUUUAAGAAAAUCUUGAAACAUUUUCAUCCUUAUUCGAGUGACGUUACCAUUCAAGACGCUGCUUUGUGCCUUGAAUUUUUAUCAUGUUUCCUCAUAGAAGAUAAUCAAACAUCCAUUACACUUCUAGAUGGUUUGGAGCAUGUAUAUCUUCAACCGUGGAAAGACUCAGAACUAAGAACUAAAUAUGAGACUUGCAGAUGUUAUAACAGUUCUAAGUACAGAAGAUAUCAUACAGCACCAUGUUACAGAGGUUCAAUGAAAGACAGGAUUUGUGCUGUUCAGCAUGGAAAUAAUUUUCAACAGUCCACGAACCCGUUAGAAAAAGAUGGAAGUAAAGUAAAUGCCGGACUUUGGGAGCGCAUUAAAAGUUUCUUUCUAACUCAUGUUUUAACAAAUUGUGCCCAUUUUGAAUACAGUGACUCUUGUAGUAACUCGACAGUUAUCGAUAAAUAAAUUAAA
This is a messenger RNA of Centruroides sculpturatus (bark scorpion), 1263 nucleotides long. RefSeq lists its product as uncharacterized. Lineage: Eukaryota; Metazoa; Arthropoda; Arachnida; Scorpiones; Buthidae. The record is from RefSeq and is a predicted model, not a curated record. The coding region runs from base 40 to 1257 and encodes 405 amino acids. Gene Ontology annotation, molecular function: protein kinase activity; ATP binding. Gene Ontology annotation, biological process: protein phosphorylation. The transcript is spliced from 2 exons.